Messenger RNA from Folsomia candida, 1070 nucleotides. RefSeq lists its product as uncharacterized. Bases 408 to 827 code for a protein of 139 amino acids. NCBI's taxonomy places the organism in Eukaryota, Metazoa, Arthropoda, Collembola, Entomobryomorpha, Isotomidae. The transcript is spliced from 3 exons. The record is from RefSeq and is a predicted model, not a curated record.
CUUCAAUUUUUUGUAUUAGCAUUUACCUAUUAUUUAGCAUUAUAUUCAUUACAAUCCCCGUCGUUAACGCGCAGUUUCAUAUUGCAAUACAAGCGCAAACGUCUCUUUUCGCCAUUCCUGCGACAUUGUUUUUAGAUUCUCAUUUCUCAUCCUAACUCUUUCACUAAUAUCAAAUUGUUGUCAGUUAACUGACAAUCAAGAAGUGAAAUUAACUAAAUUUUCAAUUUGACAAAAUUUGUUGGAAUGUUCUACGGUUCUUCAAAAAUUCAGAAUUUCACUGUUACCACAAUUCAUUUUAUUUUUAAGUUCAACAUGUUUCAGUUGGCUAUUUUUAGGGGAAUUUGAAGUACGUAUUCAUAAUUUUGACGAAUAAAUUGUGAAAAUCUAUAUCAGAUACAACUACGAAAAUGAAGUUUCCCAUGAAAUUUAUCAGCAAUAAAUCCGCCCCUUUGAAUCAACCAGUUUUGGUAAAGAAGCUUGUAAAAGAACUAGAACAUCUGCACUGGACUGGAAAGGAUGCCCGGAUUAUUUCCUUGGAACAUUGUGCUCUUCUGAUCUGCAUUUGGUCAGAAAUCCAGCUCUCGAUUUCCAAUAAUGUUGAAAACGCACGAGAAUUCAUUCGUCGAGGAGGUUUACAGUGGGUCUAUUGGUACGUAGUAGAGAAAGGCCUUGCUGCAAAGUCGGCUGAAUUGAAUUGUACCUUCAAAGAAAUCAUGAUCGGUCUUGCAAUCGCCAUGACGGAUGAGGGAAAGCCAUUAUUCAAGAACAAGUAUUAUGGUUGCCGAAAAAUCAUUGAGGAACGACUCUUCAUGGAGACUGUCAUCUAAUGAAAUUGACUACUUCAUAAAUUUAGUUGCUUGGAGAUAUGAAAAAUUAUUCAAAAAACGAUACGCCAUGAUUAGUGAACUUCCAAAUUUAAACAAACUUAUCAGUUACUGUUAGUUAAUCUGUCCUAGAUUUUUUAAAAAUCAAUAGGUGUUAAUUAUUGCUGAUGUAUAUUACUACAUACAUACAAUUACUACUUUUUGGGAAAAUCGGCAGAAAUAAAGUUGUUUUUUGCUUCUUAUUUA